AUGGCGAAGGGAGCACCGAAACCGGUGACUAGAGAACGAGAAAGUCAGCGAUCCAGCACCAAUGAUUCUCUUGGUCCAGGUCAAUUGGAGACCCCUACUCAUGAAUGCCCAGUAUCUGAAAAAGAAGAAUUUUGUCAGAGGGUUGAAGGGAAUGUUGGAGCGAGGGCCCUCGGCGUAGUGGUACGGGCUGGCGAGUUGAGCACGGGUGGUGGAAAAGCCACGGCGGGCGACAAGGGAGGUGGCCAUUCUGGCCCGGAGAGCAGUAGCGGCAUUCAUCUUGGAGAGAGAGAGUCAGAGGUAAUUGGGCUGAACACAGAGCAUGCAUCAACGCGCACCUUGAAGAAAGCAGUAGCGUACGGAUGGGGGUAUCAGUCAACGGGAAGAGCAAGACGAGUGGAACGAGCAGCAGCUGGCGGUUCUCCGGAUGCCGGUGCACGUGAUACUCCUAAAAGGGCAAGUUUUCCCGGCGGCGAGCCUGCAAUUGCCCGGCCCAAUCACACGCCGCCUUCCCAAAAGAAACAGUGA
Molecule: messenger RNA, 525 nt
Organism: Aspergillus tanneri
Lineage: Eukaryota; Fungi; Ascomycota; Eurotiomycetes; Eurotiales; Aspergillaceae
Exons: 1
Coding region: 1-525 (174 amino acids)
Source: RefSeq, a predicted model, not a curated record